AUUGAUGUGUACAAACUUGUCGUUUCAAUUUUUAUAUCAGUGGAUCCAAAGCUAUGUCAAAAGUACCCAAUUCAACGGCAUUGUAUCAUCGAGUGGAUGUCACGAGAGAGAUUAGCUCACACAGAAAGAUACACGUACAAAUGGGAUAGACGGAAAUGCCUGCUAAUUCGUUGGGCGAAAUAUUGUCGAGCACCGCUACCAGUCACGAAGAACUUCGAUAGUGAAGAACUUUGCUAUUUUGAUUGUGGAGGGUGGGCCUAA
Messenger RNA from Pieris rapae (cabbage white), 261 nucleotides. RefSeq lists its product as uncharacterized. The annotation marks the transcript as partial. NCBI's taxonomy places the organism in Eukaryota, Metazoa, Arthropoda, Insecta, Lepidoptera, Pieridae. The transcript is spliced from 3 exons. The record is from RefSeq and is a predicted model, not a curated record.